Mercurialis annua (annual mercury) is the source of this 972-nucleotide messenger RNA. Its product is annotated as Golgi apparatus membrane protein-like protein ECHIDNA. The record is from RefSeq and is a predicted model, not a curated record. The transcript is spliced from 6 exons. The coding region runs from base 184 to 735 and encodes 183 amino acids. Gene Ontology annotation, biological process: protein secretion; vesicle-mediated transport. Gene Ontology annotation, cellular component: Golgi membrane. NCBI's taxonomy places the organism in Eukaryota, Viridiplantae, Streptophyta, Magnoliopsida, Malpighiales, Euphorbiaceae.
ACAAGAGGGGCUAAUUCAUAAAUACGAAAACUUAUCAAUACUGGAUCUGCAAGAAAAAAAUUCAUCUUCUUCAACAAAAUUCAUUUCAACAUUAAGAAGCAGAACAUAAAUUUUGAGCUUCUUAUUAAUUCAAUUAAAUCAGACAUUCAACAGCUCCUGAAAGUUAGUUAUACACAAACUAAAAUGGAUCUCAACCAGCCUCCUGGUGAGAAUUAUGCCAAUCCAAGGACAUGUUUUUUUCAUGUACUCUUCAAGGCUGCAGCUUUGGCAUUUUACAUUCUGUCUGCUCUCUUCAUUAACAAUUUUGUCAUAAUUUUUGUGGUGACUGUUCUUCUUGCUGCUCUUGAUUUUUGGGUUGUUAAGAACGUUAGUGGACGUAUUUUAGUUGGUCUUAGAUGGUGGAAUGAAAUUAAUGAUCUCGGUGAAAGCGUGUGGAAAUUUGAAUCUCUUGAUCAAGAGUCGAUGGCCCGGUUGAACAAGAAAGAUUCGUGGUUGUUUUGGUGGACUCUUUAUCUAACGGCUGCUUUGUGGGUUGUGCUUGGAAUUUUCUCCGUCAUAAGGUUCCAGGCUGAUUACUGCCUCAUUAUUGGAGUUUGCUUGACUCUCGGUGUUGCAAAUAUCAUUGGCUUUACUAAAUGCAAAAAAGAUGCUAAGAAGCAGUUUCAGCAGUUUGCAUCAGAGACUAUUGCAAAUCGAUUCUCGUCGACUCUUCAGUCGGCAUUUAGUGUUGUAUGAGUCCCGUCGAUGUCCAAAGAGUAGAAUAUACAUACGAACAGUUGUGAGAGAGAUCAAAAAGUGUCGGCGGCGCUGUUCAAACAAGCUGCGUCAAGCUAGCUUAUUGUUUCAAAAACCGAUGUAGUGGGAUACACGAUUAGAUGUUUUGUACCACCUUUCUACCCAUGUUUUUGUUUCUUUAAACUGUUUAUGAUCAAAAGUAAUAGUGGAGUAUAACAAUUUUAUGUUUUGUUCUAA